AUGAGACGACGCCUCGGGGCCCAGCGCAAUGACCUCUUCCGCGAGAUGCAGGAGCUACUCAAGCAGCAGCAGGACGAAGUAGCAGAAUGUCGGGCGGCUCUUGCCCGAAGUCAGUCCGGUGCGCCUCAAAUUGGCGGAGGAGAAGGAGACUCAGACACAGCCUCUCAAGCAUGCGCAGCCCCACCACUAUCAGCAUCGGCGCAAGCACCUGCACCCGCGGCAUCACAAUGGCGGGAUACAAUUGCCACUAUUGCGGGAGCAGACCGUGCUGCCGGGCGAGCCGUAGACGGCACGGCGGAGGGCGGGGCGGAAGGAGAGGAUUCGCUCCCUAUGGAGGACAUAGAGUCAGCGGAUUUCGCCAACUACUUCUACUCUUACGCCGAGCUGGAGCACCAGAAGCAGAUGCUGGAAGAUGACAGGGAUGCGUUUGAAGGGAAAACGGUGUUGGACGUUGGUUCGGGGUCGGGGGUACUCGCGAUAUUCGCCGCGCAAGCAGGCGCCAAGAAGGUGUACGCGGUUGAGUACACGGACAUGGCCAAGCAUGCCCGGACUAUGGUGGAGAAAAAUGGCUUCGGCGAUGUCAUCCAGGUCAUCCAAGGCAGCGCGGAAUCCAUACAGCUCCCUGAAAAGGUGGACGUGAUCGUGUCGGAGUGGAUGGGCUACUUCUUGCUCCGAGAGAGCAUGCUUGACAGCGUUGUUGUCGCCAGGGAUAAGUGGCUCAAGGACACAGGCGUCAUGUUCCCUUCUCACGCAACUAUGGUCUGGGCUCCCGUGGAUGACGCGGACCAGAAAUAUCGGCGGGAUACAGACUACCAGAAUUCCCUUUCAGGCUGGUCUACAUUCUCUGAACACGCGAUGCAGAGGUAUGGUGUGGACAUGUCUGGCUUGGACAAGGCCUACGAGGAAGAAUGUGCGGGCGUGUUCUCUCUGAGCAGCUUAUGGCGCGAGCUCGCUGGCCACCAAGUAGUAUCCGACCCCGUCACGGUGAAGGCGCUAGACUUGCACACUUGCAGCUUGGAAGACACCAGAGGCCUGGAAAAUACCUUGUUCUCUUUCCCGCUGAGGAACGGAGCCCCUCCAGUGACGGGUUUUGCUGGUUGGUUCGACGUUUCAUUCCGGGGACGGGAUGAAGUCGCCCCCCUACAGAGGCCUGUAGAAUUUUCGACUGCGCCUGCCGCGGGCUACACUCACUGGGGACAGCAGGUGUUCUACCUGCAGGAGCCUGUUGUCGCUGCUGAGGAUGCGACCAUUGAAGGCACCGUGUCUAUGGUGCGACAGGCGAACAAUCCCCGCCUCUACAACGUCAAGGCGAGUCGCACGAGGGAAUCUGGGGCAUCUGUAGGCCCCACACUGAAGGGAAGGCGGGAAAUUACAGAGUAUGCUCUUUCAGCAGGUGGAGCACCGGCUGUCCUUUCCCAGCGGAACAGCGGAUAG
Molecule: messenger RNA, 1434 nt
Organism: Ectocarpus sp. CCAP 1310/34
Lineage: Eukaryota; Phaeophyceae; Ectocarpales; Ectocarpaceae
Source: the annotation of a GenBank genome assembly